Xenia sp. Carnegie-2017 is the source of this 1800-nucleotide messenger RNA. Its product is annotated as dual specificity protein phosphatase 4-like. Bases 378 to 1481 code for a protein of 367 amino acids. Gene Ontology annotation, biological process: negative regulation of MAPK cascade; protein dephosphorylation. The record is from RefSeq and is a predicted model, not a curated record. Lineage: Eukaryota; Metazoa; Cnidaria; Anthozoa; Malacalcyonacea; Xeniidae. Gene Ontology annotation, molecular function: protein tyrosine/threonine phosphatase activity; MAP kinase tyrosine/serine/threonine phosphatase activity. The transcript has 3 exons. Gene Ontology annotation, cellular component: cytoplasm; nucleus.
ACAACUUUGAGACUUGAGAGAUACAGAAUAUGAUGAGAAGAGACCAGGUUUGUAAACGUGUUUUCAAAUGUGUUUUCAAAUGUGUUUUCUUCUUUCAUUAUUUUUACACUAUGACGUUAGUGUUGAUUUAUUCAAAUGACUCAUCAAAAUGACGCGUCGAGAAUUGUUUAACGCGUGGCGCGCUGUUAACAUAAGGUCAAGUUUUCUAUUUAUAACGACGUCAUGAGACGAUUUUUCAUAUUUAUAGAACUGAUGUAUUUCCACCGCAAUGUUCACAGUAUAUAAAAUGCGCAUAUUUAAUUGUCCACUAACAAAGAGUGUGCACAAGUACGCAUUAACCAAUGUCUAUCUCCACUUGAUGAAUCGUUGAUGUGAAGAUGACUGUCAUGGGUUGUAGCAAUCUAUUCCCCUUCACAACCGCAUCCCUACUGGAUCUAUUUCAGCAGACCAAAACGUACCAGAUCAUCGAUUGUCGUUCGUACAUCGCGCAUCAUCGCAGUCACAUCAAGAAAGCCAUUAACGUAUGUUGCCCGACUAUAUUGAGACGAAGAUUAAGAAAAAGUGGUUCGUCAUUGGAAGCGUUAAUAUCUUGUGAAACAACGUUGAACAGUUUACGUGAAGUAAAUGUGAUUGUACUGUAUGACGACAACAGUGCUCUUCCACCGACCAGAAAUGAUACUUUGUCGUUUAUUGGUUCAAUCCUAGCUGUGAAUCUAAAGAAGAAAAUAUACUAUCUACUAGGUGGAUUUCAACUUUUCCAAGCAGAACAUCCAAACAUGUGUGAAUGGAAUCAUUUACCGUGCGGAGAUUUGCCCUCGAGGAACAGUGCAGCCUCAUCGCUUUAUUUAGAUUUUAAUAAAAAGAGCUCGCGAGAAUCAUCGUGCGAUGCAGAAGACAGAAGUCCCCCCGUUGAAAUACUUCCGUUUCUGUAUCUUGGUAAUGAGUUGCAUUGCUCUUCAAAAGAUGUAUUGGAAAAUCUUGGAGUGACAGCCGUAAUGAACGUUUCAAAAACCAUAAAUAAUCAUUUUCAAGGUAGCUUCGUUUAUAAAAACAUUCCGGUUGAAGACAAUCAUAAUGCGGAUAUUAGUCGAUGGUUUCAUGCUGCAGUUGAGUUCAUUGAUUCUGUUGAAACAUCAGGUGGUAAAGUUCUUAUACAUUGUCAAGCUGGAGUAUCUCGAUCUGCAACAAUUUGUUUGGCCUAUCUUAUGAGUAAAAAAGGAUAUAGUUUAGAAGAGGCGUACAAGUAUGUAAAGGCAAGACGCCCAGUAAUUUCACCAAACUUUCAUUUCAUGGGACAACUUCUCAACUGGGAGCGUGAAAUUAGCUGUUUUAAAAGCAGUAAGUCACCAGAGAAGCUGUCACCCUCCACUUCUUCACAAUGUUGUUUGUUCAGUUAUUCUGCUAUAAAAGCUACACCUGAUUCAAGAACAAAAAGUCUUCAUCAAAAUAAUUGUUUUGUCACUGUAUCAACACCAACGUGAUGUGAGCUAUGUUUGCUUUACUCUUUCUACUACGGUACACGAAAUGUUUUUGUAUUGGAAUCCACCGAAGUCUCACUUCUAUGACAAAUUAUUUGUUAUGUUCCCAUCCAUACAUUUAUAAGAAAAGAUUCGGUGGAGGGGGAAAUGUGUAUUCUGAUUCGGAAGUUCGAAAAAUGAGUCUACCAUGAAAAAAGUUCGUUCAUUUUGUAUAUGUACAUUUUGCUUUAGUUUCAUUUGUAAUAUUUUUGUAAAUAUCUCUUGGAAUAUAUGAUGUUUGUCUAAAGGAAAAAAACUAAUAAUAACCACGAUUUAAAGCGUA